CAAUCUUUCAUCUUCAAGCUUCCUAACUCCGGGUCAAAAAUAAUAAUUCUCACCGAGAUGGCUUUCAGAAUCACCAGCCAAUUGCGAUCGGUCGGUAACCAAAUAGGUGGCUCUCGUCGCUUCGCCACCACAGUCGCCAAUGACGCCAAACAAACAUAUAACAAGUUCUCAGUAACGGGAGAGUUUGCACCAGUGGCUAUAAUAGGAGGUUUUGUUGCUUUAGCGGUUGCUAUGGCCGGACACAGCCUCAAGCAGCAGCUUGUGCAUUCUCCGGCGGUCAGUACAAGGAAGAACAGAAGAGCGGCUGUGGCCGAAGUCGAUGAUCCGAUCAACUGUGUCGCCUCCGCCGACAAAUUUAUCAACAAGUCUUGGCUAAGGAAAGUAGGUCAGAUUCAAGAUAAGUCCGGUGCUAUCUUAUCUGAUCCCACCAGACCUAACCCAUUCACCACGCCUCGAAAUGCAGAGACAUUGAACUCCGUUGGUGUGGCUCCAAAGGGAAUCUGAAAACUUUAUAUGAAUCGAAUAAGUUUUUUUUUUGGGCUUUCAAAUCAAACUUUCUAAUUUUUGGUUUACUAUGAUUUGUACAUAUAAUAAUCUCUUUGACAUUGUGACAAAUAAAGCUGCUUCCUAUUAGUAAAGUUCACAUGCAUUUAUCUCAAUUUCAACUAAAAAGGGUCAUUCAUAUAUUGAGUUUAAAGUCUUCUUCCCAAUGCCAUCACUGAUCAAACAAAGAGCAGUAGUACCAGUCAUGUCCGUGAAGCAGCUCACAAACAAGAACAACUUUGACAUGGAAACUUAAAACUGUGUCGAGAAGCAAUCACAAGAAAAGCAAAUAUGAAGAUGUCGAUUCACCUUACAGAUGCUUUCAAGUGAAGAUGGUUGCUCUGCAAUCUGUUUCUCGUGGAUAAACUGAUUUAAGAAAGCAUGUCAAGAAAGCUUUUGUCUAAUCUCCCAUCAUGCAACAUAUUCCCGACCAAACUUAUCGUUGAAGCGUCCCCACAGAAGCCGCAACUCCUCAUUUCCUUGAUGAGUUCUGCUGAUGCUUCUUUGUCACCAUCUCUGAGAUGUGCCCUAAUCAGCGUAUUAUAGAUCCUGGAAGAUGACCAGUGCUUUCUCGAGCUUCCCGUUAUUACAAAGUCCAUCUAACAAAAUGCUGUAUGUCCAAAUAUCACGAGGUGUACACCAGCAGAAACCAUGUUUGAAAACUUCUUGAGCAUUCUCACAGUCGCUGGCUUGGAAAAACCCUUUGAUAAGAGUGAUGUAGGUGACUGUGUUGCCAACUAAUCCUCUUUGAGUCAUCUCUCGGAAGAGUUCCACAGCAUCUUCGACCUUUUUAGACUUGCAAAUUGCAUCAAUAAGAGUAUUAUAAGUCACUACGUCUGGUAGACAACCUUUGCUAACCAUCAAAGCAAACAUCUGCUUGGCCUCCUCUAGACGAUCGUGCAUCGGUGCAUGCAAAGCCCAUUGAUCAGUGAACUGUAUGUGAAACUGUCAGGAUCUAUAGACCUACCGAUCAUUUCCUCUUACCGUGACGACAGAAACCAUUGAGCAGCGAAGAAAGCGUGACAACGCUGGGCUCAUACCCGAGUUUCAUCAUCAUCCCGAGCAUAGGUAAAGCAAGAGGGAGCUGAAAGCAGCAGCAGAAACAGUUUAUCAGAAUACUCCCAGCAUUUCCAUCUGUUGGAAGAGAGAUACCACAACAUCAUACUUGUUGAUCUUGGCGAUGGCACUCAACAAUCUACUGAAAUCAAUAAUUGAAGGGACAGGACGAGACUUGACCAUCUCACCGAAGAGAUCAACUGCAUCGUCUAACUUAAUAUCGUGUAGAAACCCACAUCUAAUUUUCUCUCUGUAAUCAUAACUAGCACCAGAGAAAGCUCGUCCCAAGCAACCAGAACCGCUAAGACUAGGAACAGUUCCAUGAUUACCUUUCUGCAGAAUUUGCCGGUGAGUGAAUCCCUUGGAUACUUUGGGACCCAAUCUCC
Molecule: messenger RNA, 1985 nt
Organism: Thlaspi arvense
Lineage: Eukaryota; Viridiplantae; Streptophyta; Magnoliopsida; Brassicales; Brassicaceae
Source: the annotation of a GenBank genome assembly